AUGGCCGUCCCCGGAAGCUGCGCGCACUCGUUCAAGAUGAUCAAGUCGGACAAUUCGCUGCUGCUCUGGAACUGCAACAUGUGCCAUUCGGGGCCGCACUGGUUCAUCUUCGAGUGCCAGCGCUGCAAGCUCAAGACGUGCCGGCCCUGCACGACCAAGGCGGCAUGA
Molecule: messenger RNA, 168 nt
Organism: Aplosporella prunicola CBS 121167
Lineage: Eukaryota; Fungi; Ascomycota; Dothideomycetes; Botryosphaeriales; Aplosporellaceae
Exons: 1
Coding region: 1-168 (55 amino acids)
Source: RefSeq, a predicted model, not a curated record